Pieris rapae (cabbage white) is the source of this 1186-nucleotide messenger RNA. Its product is annotated as D-erythrulose reductase. The transcript has 5 exons. Gene Ontology annotation, biological process: glucose metabolic process; xylulose metabolic process. Gene Ontology annotation, molecular function: carbonyl reductase (NADPH) activity; L-xylulose reductase (NADPH) activity. Bases 212 to 949 code for a protein of 245 amino acids. NCBI's taxonomy places the organism in Eukaryota, Metazoa, Arthropoda, Insecta, Lepidoptera, Pieridae. The record is from RefSeq and is a predicted model, not a curated record.
AUUGUCAAAUGUCAAUAUACAGUUUGGGAAAAAUUUGAAAUAAUCCAAACUUAAGAAGUACUAAGAAAAAUUUGUUACUUGCAUUUUAAUUUCGCCAAUUUGCAACUUACCCUGAAUGUCCUUAGUUGUGUGACUGUGACAUUAACUUGACGACGAAGGUUAACUUAUAUACUUUUAUAUUGACUGCAGAUUUCCAAGUCGGAACAAACAAAUGAUGGAAAUAUCAUUCAAAGGAAAACGGAUACUAGUUACUGGUGCUGGUCAAGGGAUUGGUCGAGGGAUUGCAGUAGAAUUAUGGAGAGCUGGGGCAAAUAUUGUAGCAUUAUCUAGAACAAGAUCACAUUUAGAGGCCUUACAAAGCGAAUAUCCAUCAAUAGACAUUAUUGAUGUAGAUAUAGCUGAUUGGGAAAAGACCCGUGGCAUAGUAGAAUCUUUGGGACCGUUUGAUGCAUUAGUAAACAAUGCUGCGAUUGCCAUAUGUGAACCUUUCCUUACUUGUUCUUCAUCCAGUUUUGAUAAGACAUUUGAUGUCAAUGUUAAAGCAGUUUUAAAUAUAAGCCAAGUUGUAGCACGAAAAAUGAUAGAAAAAAAAAUCAAUGGGGCAAUUGUAAAUAUAUCUUCUCAAGCUUCUAAAGCUGCUCUACAAGAUCAUACAAUAUAUAGUGCUUCAAAAGCAGCUCUAGAUGCUUUAACCCGAGCAAUGGCCUUAGAAUUGGGACCGCAGGGAAUAAGGGUUAAUUCUGUCAAUCCUACAGUAAUAAUGACUGCCAUGGCGAAAGUUGGUUGGUCUGAUGAAAAGAAAAGCUCAGAAAUGCUAUCUAAGAUUCCAUUAAGAAGAUUUGGUGAAGUUCAUGAAGUGGUGAAUGCUGUUGUGUUCCUAUUAAGUGAGCGAGCCAGCAUGAUAACUGGUGUUGAAUUGCCAGUUGAUGGAGGAUUUCUAGCCACAUAAUCAUUUCCAUGCCGUUGAAGAUCUGCUAAUAUUAAGUACCAAAGAAAAUUUGCCAUUAACCAUUACUAAUGCAUUUUUUUCAUGCCUUAUAGUAAGAGAUAUUAUUUCAGAUGUCUUUUAUAUACAAAACAUUAUAUUUUACUGUAUAAUAAUUUUUAACAUGUUCUUUUAUAUUAAAUUGUUCUGAAAUUGAAUAAGGAAUAUGUAAAUUGUUUUGUUGAAUAAAUAUGUUUGUAC